AUGAUCGAGACUUACAUCAGCAUUGCAUUCUGGCUGUCCAGCCUGUUGACAGUCAUCAUCUUACUUCUCCCGUCGCAGUAUGGCUCUCAAGCGGCCCAGAAAGACAGUACGAGUGCGCGCGACAAAUCCAAGGUCUCUGUGCAGAUCCUUGUUCUGGGAGACAUUGGUCGCAGCCCGCGAAUGCAGUACCAUGCUCUGAGCAUUGCGCGACGAGGCGGCUAUGUAGAUCUUAUCGGGUAUCAUGAGUCCGAUCCACACCCAGAUAUCAUAUCCAACGAGAGAAUAUCCAUCGUCCCUCUCCCUCCGCACCCUGCCUUCCUACAAACAAGCAACAAACUUCUUUUCCUCCUCUUUGGACCCUUGAAGGUCCUGUUCCAGAUCGCCUCCUUAUGGAGCUGUCUCGCAUAUCGCACAAAGCCAGCCAAAUGGCUGCUGGUCCAGAACCCUCCUUCCAUUCCGACCCUCGCGAUCGCCUCUCUUGUCUGCUUUCUCAGACGCACCAAUCUAGUCAUCGACUGGCACAAUUUCGGGUACUCAAUCCUCGCAUUGAAACUGGGCGAAAACCACCCUCUAGUGAAGAUAUCAAAGUGGUAUGAAAAGACUUUUUGCUCCACUGCAACGGCACACCUUUGUGUGACCAGGGCAAUGGCCUGUGUCUUAAAGUCCCAAUUCCCAAUCAAGGCCUCUAUUUUGCCUCUUCAUGAUAGGCCUGCCAACCAUUUGAAGCCCAUUUUGGAUGACGAGGAACGGUUAAAGUUCCUUGUCUCCUUGCCGGAGUCAGCCACGGUCAGGUCCUUAUUGGAGGCCGGAGAUGUUCGCGUUCUCGUCAGCUCAACGUCCUGGACGGCUGAUGAGGAUUUUUCUGUCUUCAUUGAUGCUCUCUGUCGAUAUUCAGAGAUUGCUUCCACCAGCAAACCGUCUCUCCCAAAGAUUUUGGCCAUUAUUACUGGCAAAGGGCCCCAAAAAGAAAUGUAUCUGAAGGAAAUCUCUGACCGAGAGAAGGCCGGUAAACUCCAAAAGGUGACCAUUAGGACAGCUUGGCUUAGCACCCAUGACUAUGCCAGGCUUCUCGGUUCCGCGUCGCUGGGCGUGAGCCUGCACACCAGCAGCAGCGGCGUGGAUCUGCCAAUGAAGGUUGUGGACAUGUUCGGGGCCGGUCUCCCAGUGGUCGGAUGGAAUCGUUUCGAGGCGUGGCCCGAACUUGUCACUGAAGGUGUGAACGGACGAGGAUUCGGGAGCUCGCAGGAGCUGGCCGACCAUUUAGUUGACCUGUUUGGCAACCCGGCCGAACUCGAGAAGCUUCGUGCUGGUGCUCAAAAGGAGAGCUCUCAUCGCUGGGAUCAAGAAUGGGAUCCAGUCGCGGGUAAGCUCUUGGGACUUGUAGAAGCCUGA
Molecule: messenger RNA, 1392 nt
Organism: Rasamsonia emersonii CBS 393.64
Lineage: Eukaryota; Fungi; Ascomycota; Eurotiomycetes; Eurotiales; Trichocomaceae
Product: Chitobiosyldiphosphodolichol beta-mannosyltransferase
Exons: 3
Coding region: 1-1392 (463 amino acids)
Cellular component (GO): endoplasmic reticulum
Molecular function (GO): mannosyltransferase activity
Source: RefSeq, a predicted model, not a curated record